Messenger RNA from Closterium sp. NIES-65, 2670 nucleotides. NCBI's taxonomy places the organism in Eukaryota, Viridiplantae, Streptophyta, Zygnematophyceae, Desmidiales, Closteriaceae. The record is from the annotation of a GenBank genome assembly.
AUGUAUGCUGUGACUAUUAGUGAUGAGGGUGACUGUUACCGGUGUUUCCCGCCCGACCCGGGCAUUGGUACUGCUGCGCUAGGUGCUUGUGAGGCUGCUGCUCUAGGUGCCAGUGCGUCUGCGCUCUCAGGUACUGGUGAGGCUACGCUCUCAGGUACUGCGUCGGCAUCGGCCUCCCUCACCUUCACACUUGACUUCGGGGCUUCUCGCUCCUUCUUUCGAGACCGCACCACACUCACGCCGCUUGGUCAGCCGAUUGCAGUCUCCCUAGCGGACCCCUCUGGGGGUCCUGUCCUCUCUCACUUCUCCACUGUCCUCCCGUGUCCGGCUGCCCCCUCGGGCACUCUGUCUGGUCUGUACCUCCCCUCGUUCUCGACGAACUUGGAGAGUGGUGCUGACCUACAGGAUGCGGGGGCUCACCAGUUUACUCCUGCGAGUCAGCGGGUCACCCACUGCUCGGACGCCCGCACAGGCCGACACCUGGCCACGUUCUCGCGUCGGCCAAGGUCGAGCCUCUACACUCUGACCACUGAGUCUCCUCCUGUCCCUGCGUCUGGCCAGAUAGCUGCGUCGGGUCAGGUGUUUGCUGCUGCGUCCCGGACCUUCCUGUGUCCCCUGUGUAGAGGGCGGCUGCGGGCUGCGCCUCACUCCUCCCAGUUUCCCCCGACAGAGGCUCCUCACCAGACGCUUCACAUGGACGUGUGGGGCCCGGCCCGCGUCCGUCGUCAGGGUCACGAGCACUACUUCCUGCUGGUGGUUGACGAGUACUCGCGUUACAUCAUGGUCUUCCCCUUACGCAGCAAGGGUGAUGUCACUGAGGUGUUGAUCGACUGGAUCCGCGCAGCUCGUCUCCAGCUCAGGAGGAGCUUCGGCUCGGACUUUCCUGUUCUGCGUCUGCACUCUGACCGAGGUGGAGAGUUCUCCUCUGGCCUUCUGCGAGCCUACUGUCGUGCACGAGGCAUCCGCCAGACCUCUACGCUUCCGGAUUCUCCGCAGCAGAAUGGGAUUGCUGAGCGCCGCAUCGGCAUGGUCAUGGACGUCGCUCGUACGUCCACGAUGCAUGCGGCUGCCCCCCAUUUCCUGUGGCCGUUUGCGGUUCGGUACGCGGCGCAUCAGCUCAACCUUCACCCCAGGGUCUCCCGGCCGGAGACCUCCCCAGCCUUGCUGUGGACGGGGAAGGUCGUCGAUGCGUCUGCGUUCCGGGUCUGGGGAUCUCGGGCGUUUGUCUGCGACUUGUCUGCGGACAAGCUAUCCCUUCGUGCUGCUCCUUGUGUCUUCCUUGGCUUCCCCCCUGACGCGCCAGGGUGGCAGUUCUACCACCCAGCCUCUCGUCGUGUUCUGUCCUCCCAGGACGUCACGUUCGACGAGUCCGUCCCCUUCUACCGCCUCUUCCCCUACCGCACUCCGUCCCUCCCCCCGCCUCCGCACUUCUUGGUACCAGGUCCCCCCCCGGUAGACCCCCUACCCACUCAGGGUCCUGCCCCUUCAGGUGUGUCCCAGGUCGACGCGGUCGAGCAGAUCGAGGUUGCUGGUGACUCUGGUACUGCUGCGGGUGCUGCGUUUGGGGGUGCUGGGUCUGGGGGUGCUGCGAUUGGGGGUGCUGAGCCUGGAGGUGCUACGCCUGGGGGUGCUGAGCCUGGGAGUCCUGCGUUUGGAGGUGCUAAGUAUGGAGCUGCUUCGCCUGGGGGUGCUGCGUCUGGAGCUGCUGAGCCUGGGGGUGCUGAGUCUGGAGCUGCUGAGCCUGGGGGUGCGGAGCCCGCGGCCGCUGGACCUGCUUGUGUGCCGUCUGGCGGUGCAAGGCCUGGUGGUUCUCUCGGUGCUUCGUCUCGGCGGGAGCCACUCUCUCCACAGGAGCUGUGCGAGUGGUUUGCCCGGCGCUGGAGGUGUACUGCUGGAUCUGGAGUUUCUUUGGCCGCUAAGGGUGCUGGAGCUGUUGUACCUGCAGGUACGACUGGUGCUAGUCCUGCGGAGGGUGUUGGCACGGAGGCUACUGCUGUUGGUUCUGCCGGCAGUUCUGCUGCGGAAACUGCUGAUGCUGGUGGUGCUGGUGUUGCCGCUGAGGGUGCUGGUGCUAUCCCUACUGUGUCUAGAGUUGCCGCGCGGCCUCGGCUGUACUUCGUUCCGCUCCUUCAGCAGGUUCUUGGUCUUCCUCCUCCCUUAGAGUGUCCACCGCCUGUCCAGUCACAGUCACAGUUACCGCCAACCUCCCCUCUCCCUGCUCCUUCUCCCUACACUGGUCCUACUGGAGGUCUUGCUGAGCGUCGUGAGCCUGCGUCUCGUCCCACGUCGCCUGUUCGUGCUGCUCGCGCUAGUGGUCGCGGUUCACGUCAGCGUCCUCCUCCUGUCCCUCGCACGCACCGGAUGUCUCUGCGUCCGUCCACUGCUCCCCUGCGUGCCCUUUUGCCUUCCCCUCCUGCGUCCUCUCUUCCUGCGCUUGCCGACCCAGAGUCGGACUCUCUUCGCGCUGCCAGUCCUACUGUCACGCGUCUUCUUGCUACUGUCGUCACUGACCCCUCUUUUGAGUCCUCUGCUGCGUUUGCUGUGGCUGCUGAGCUCGUCGACUUUGCUGCUCGCUGUCGCCUAGACUACGCUGCUAGUCUUGUUGCUGAGUUUGCGUCUGUCGGUCCUCCGUCCGUCGGGGGUGAGUGUGCUCGGCACGGACGUCCUUGA